Chaetomium strumarium is the source of this 963-nucleotide messenger RNA. RefSeq lists its product as uncharacterized. Bases 1 to 963 code for a protein of 320 amino acids. The transcript is spliced from 4 exons. The record is from RefSeq and is a predicted model, not a curated record. NCBI's taxonomy places the organism in Eukaryota, Fungi, Ascomycota, Sordariomycetes, Sordariales, Chaetomiaceae.
AUGAUCCGCUUCGGCUGCUCGCAGCUAGUCAUCGCCCGCAUGGAUCCCUUGGUCAACCCGGGGCUUCCCCAGUCACCGCACGUCCACCAGAUCGUGGGAGGGAACUCGUUCAACAUCAGCAUGGACCCGGCCACGCACGACCUCGUCCGGGACUCGACGUGUACCAGCUGCACCUUCGCCGAGGACUUCUCCAACUACUGGACCGCCGUCCUGUACUUCCGGGCCCGCAACGGCACGUACAAACGUGUGCGCCAGUUCCCCAACGUCGGCCUCCGUACCGACGGCGGCGUCACGGUCUACUACAUCCCCCCUUACGACGGAAAGACCAAAGUGACCGCCUUCAAGCCGGGCUUCCGCAUGUUGGUUGGGGACGCCGGCCUCCGAGAGUCCAAGGGAAUGCAAAAGCAGCUCUGCCACCGCUGCCUGGGGGCCACGUACGACCAGGGCGGCGCUCCUUGCACGGGAACUGACUCGAAGGAACUGCCCAACCGCUUCUGCGACGGCGGCAUCCGCACAACCAUCACCUUCCCCACCUGUUGGGACGGCAAGAACACCGACAGCCCCGACCACAAGAGCCACGUCGCCUACCCGAAGGUCGGAUCGUUCGAAACAACCGGCGCUUGCCCGGACAGCCACCCCGUCCGGCUGCCCCAGCUCAUGUACGAAGUCAUGUGGGAUACGGCAGAGUUCAACGACAAGGAGCUAUGGCCAGAGGACGGCUCGCAGCCGUUCGUCUGGAGCACCAACGAUCCACUUGGGUAUUCGCAGCAUGGCGACUAUGUCUUCGGCUGGAAGGGCGAUUCGCUCCAGCGCGCCCUCGAUGCCCGCUGCGGCAAUGCAGUCUGCAAGGAGCUUCGGACGCAGACUUCGGAGGAGGCCCAGAGGUGCACCCUGCCGCAGAACAUCCCUGAGGAUGUGGAUGGAUGGCUGAAAGCGAUUCCGGGUAUGGAGCCGAUGGCUUAA